AUGGGUCCGUAUAAUGAAACACCAAAGAAGAACCGAUUUUUAAUAGUCUUGAUGGAUGUGUGUAGUAAAUGGGUAGAAGCGGUACCCGUCCCUAAAGUACGUCCCAAAAUAUUGAUUGAUUUUUUGGAAAGAACGUUCCAGCAGUGGGGAUAUCCAGAAACUAUCAUGUCUGAUAAUGACAAAUCAUUUACUAGUGAUGCCCUCGCCCGAUAUUUUGCCCAGCAUCGUAUAACCCAGUAUUUGACACCAAUUUAUCACCAGCGGUCCAACCCUGUUGAAAGAAGAAAUCAAGAGCUGAAGAAGCUCCUCCGAGUCCAUUGUCUUCAACGAGGGGAGGAUCGCUGGGAUACUUGUUUAGGACAAAUAUUAUUUACGUUAAGAAAUAGGGAGAAUGCAGCUACCGGAGUAAGCCCUAGCGUGGCAUUAUUAGGAGCUCCAUUAGUAAAACCAGGGGAAUGGAAUAUUCCCGAGGUUAGACAACCUAUUUUGAACACCCCCCAACAACGCGAAAACCGGCUUGAACAAAUCCGCCGUAGGCAGAUAGUAUUUAAUAGAAACUUAAUUCCUGAACAUGUAGAACCGAAAGUAAUUUUUAAUAUAGGUGACAGAGUAUUUAUACGUAGUUUCGCGGGUGUAAAAACUCCGUUAGGGCCAACGUGGUCCGGACCGUAUCGCGUGGUGAGGGUGUGCGGGUUGAACGUGUACGAGGUAAAACGCAAUGACUCAUCGGUGUUAGUCCACGUGGACGAUCUGCGACCGUGGGUUACCGAACCCCAGUGGAGCGACCCGGAACACGACCCGAUGUGUGAGCCAGAGGAGGCAGUUUUAGACGACCCGGAAGUUCCAGUACCAGAACCCGUUCCUGAGGAGGAGUCCGAUGAUGGGGAAACUUCUGAUCUAGAUGAGAACGAUGACGUCCCACUCCAGCCCAGUAGCAUGGAGGAAACGCGAAGUAGAAGUGACAACGAGAAUGUUCCUGUGUCCAAUGUCCACCCUGAUGAGAUGUAG
Anoplophora glabripennis (Asian longhorned beetle) is the source of this 1008-nucleotide messenger RNA. RefSeq lists its product as uncharacterized. Lineage: Eukaryota; Metazoa; Arthropoda; Insecta; Coleoptera; Cerambycidae. Gene Ontology annotation, biological process: DNA integration. The coding region runs from base 1 to 1008 and encodes 335 amino acids. The transcript has a single exon. Gene Ontology annotation, molecular function: nucleic acid binding. The record is from RefSeq and is a predicted model, not a curated record.